This is a messenger RNA of Cebus imitator (Panamanian white-faced capuchin), 3075 nucleotides long. RefSeq names its product mitogen-activated protein kinase kinase kinase kinase 1 (gene MAP4K1). The transcript is spliced from 31 exons. The record is from RefSeq and is a predicted model, not a curated record. NCBI's taxonomy places the organism in Eukaryota, Metazoa, Chordata, Mammalia, Primates, Cebidae. Gene Ontology annotation, biological process: protein phosphorylation. Gene Ontology annotation, molecular function: MAP kinase kinase kinase kinase activity; ATP binding. The coding region runs from base 503 to 2968 and encodes 821 amino acids.
GCACGUCUACACGCCUGCGCACUGCAGAGGAGGUAACCUAAGUGCACGUAUGUGCCAGGUGAACAGGCAUGAACACUGCAUAGCCAUCCCUAUGCAGACUUGCCGCCUUCAGGUUGUGGCCAAACCUUCAAGCACCCCGCAGAGGUUUAGCCAUUCUAGGAGACGGGGGCGGGGGUUCCAAGGCACCCCUCAUCCCAAGUUACGAUUAAGAUCAUUUGCAUCACAUUUACAUCCAGCCCCGGGCCUUGGGGGUUAAGGAUGGUCCCUUGGGUCCCAAGACGAGCUGCUCCUCAGAGGCUCUCAGAGCCCAGGGGACGGGGGUGGAGCCCGUUGCACAGCCCUGCAGUGCAGCUGGGGCAGGAAGCGAGAGUGGGGUGGAGGGAGGCCACAGCCCGCGGAGGCAAGGCGGGUGCAGGGCUUCUGGGGACGGAGGGAGGUGCCAGAACUUGAGCCCUGAGGCCCUUCUGGCCCCUGGGCGCAGGCCCAGCUCCGGCCCCCAGGGAUGGACCUCGUGGACCCUGACAUUUUCAAUAGAGACCCCCGGGACCACUACGACCUGCUGCAGCGACUGGGUGGCGGCACAUAUGGGGAAGUCUUUAAGGCUCGAGACAAGGUGUCGGGGGACCUGGUGGCACUGAAGAUGGUGAAGAUGGAGCCUGACGACGAUGUCUCCACCCUUCAGAAGGAAAUCCUCAUGUUGAAAACUUGCCGGCACGCUAACAUCGUGGCCUACCAUGGGAGUUAUCUCUGGUUGCAGAAACUCUGGAUCUGCAUGGAAUUCUGUGGGGCUGGUUCUCUCCAGGACAUCUACCAAGUGACAGGCUCCUUGUCAGAGCUCCAGAUUAGCUAUGUCUGCCGGGAAGUGCUCCAGGGACUGGCCUAUCUGCAUUCACAGAAGAAGAUACACCGGGACAUCAAGGGAGCUAACAUCCUCAUCAAUGAUGCUGGGGAGGUCAGAUUGGCUGACUUUGGCAUCUCGGCCCAGAUCGGGGCAACACUGGCCAGACGCCUCUCUUUCAUUGGGACACCCUACUGGAUGGCUCCAGAAGUGGCAGCCGUGGCCCUGAAGGGAGGAUACAACGAGCUAUGUGACAUCUGGUCCCUGGGCAUCACAGCCAUCGAGCUGGCGGAGCUACAGCCACCGCUCUUUGACGUGCACCCUCUCAGAGUUCUCUUCCUCAUGACCAAGAGUGGCUACCAGCCUCCCCGACUGAAGGAAAAAGGCAAAUGGUCGGCUGCGUUCCACAACUUCAUCAAAGUCACCCUGACUAAAAGCCCCAAGAAACGACCCGGCGCCACCAAGAUGCUCAGUCAUCAACUGGUAUCCCAGCCUGGGCUGAACCGAGGCCUCAUCCUAGAUCUUCUUGACAAACUGAAGAAUCCUGGGAAAGGACCCUCCAUUGGGGACAUUGAGGAUGAGGAGCCCGAGCUACCCCCUGCUGUCCCCCGGCGGAUCAGAUCCACACACCGCUCCAGCUUUCUGGGGAUCCCUGAUGCAGACUGCUGUCGGCGGCACAUGGAGUUCAGGAAGCUCCGAGGAGUGGAGACCAGACCCCCAGCCGACACGGCUCGCCUACAGCCCACCAGAGACCCCAAGAGCAGCAGCCCCAGGAAGCAGCUGUCUGAGUCGUCCGAUGAUGACUAUGACGACGUGGACAUCCCCACCCUUGCAGAGGACACGCCUCCUCCACUGCCCCCCAAGCCCAAGUUCCGUUCUCCAUCAGACGAGGGUCCUGGGGGUAUAGGGGAUGAUGGGCAGCUGAGCCCGGGGGUGCUUGUCCGGUGUGCCAGUGGGCCCCCACCACACAGCCCCCGUCCUGGGCCUUCCCCAUCCACCAGCAGCCUCCAUCUCACCGCCCAUUCAGAACCCUCACUCUGGAACCCACCCUCCCGGGAGCUCGAUAAGCCCCCACUCCUGCCCCCCAAGAAGGAAAAGAUGAAGAGAAAGGGAUGCGCCCUUCUGGUAAAGUUAUUCAAUGGCUGUCCUCUCCGGAUCCACAGCACAGCCACCUGGACACACCCCUCCACUAAGGACCAGCACCUGCUCCUGGGGGCAGAGGAAGGCAUCUUCAUCCUGAAUCGGAAUGACCAGGAGGCCACGCUGGAGAUGCUCUUUUCUAGCCGGACUACGUGGGUGUACUCCAUCAACAACGUUCUCAUGUCUCUCUCAGGAAAGACCCCCCACCUGUAUUCUCAUAGUAUCCUGGGCCUACUAGAACGGAGAGAGACCAGAGCAGGAAACCCGAUCGCUCACAUUAGCCCCCACCGGCUACUGGCAAGGAAGAACAUGGUUUCCACCAAGAUCCAGGACACCAAAGGCUGCCGGGCUUGCUGUGUGGCGGAGGGUUCGAGCUCUGGGGGCCCGUUCCUGUGCGGGGCAUUGGAGACGUCUGUUGUCCUGCUUCAGUGGUACCAGCCCAUGAACAAAUUCCUGCUCGUCCGGCAGGUGCUGUUCCCACUGCCGACGCCUCUGUCCGUGUUCGCGCUGCUGACCGGGCCAGGUUCUGAGCUGCCCUCUGUGUGCAUCGGCGUGAGCCCCGGGCGGUCGGGGAAGUCGGUGCUCUUCCACACCGUGCGCUUUGGCGCGCUCUCCUGCUGGCUGGGCGAGAUGAGCACCAAGCACAAGGGACCAGUGCAGGUGACCCAGGUAGAGGAGGAUAUGGUGAUGGUGUUGAUGGAUGGCUCUCUGAAGCUAGUGACCCCGGACGGGGUCGCAGUCCGGGGACUUCGCACACCUGAGAUCCCCAUGACAGAAGCCGUGGAGGCCGUGGCUAUGGUUGGAGGUCAGCUUCAGGCCUUCUGGAAGCAUGGAGUGCAGGUGUGGGCUCUAGGCUCGGAUCAGCUGCUACAGGAGCUGAGAGACCCUACCCUCACUUUUCGUCUGCUCGGCUCGCCCAGGCCUGUAGUGGUGGAGACACGCCCAGUGGAUGAUCCUACUGCUCCCAGCAACCUCUACAUCCAGGAAUGAGUCCCUAGGGGGGUGUUAGGAGUUAGUCCUUGCACCCCCCUCCCCCAUAGGCACACCGGUGGUCAUGGCAUGUCCUCACCUCCCAAUAAACGUGACUUUAGCCUCCC